This is a messenger RNA of Ceratotherium simum simum (southern white rhinoceros), 387 nucleotides long. RefSeq names its product histone H2B type 1-A-like. Gene Ontology annotation, cellular component: nucleosome. The record is from RefSeq and is a predicted model, not a curated record. Lineage: Eukaryota; Metazoa; Chordata; Mammalia; Perissodactyla; Rhinocerotidae. Gene Ontology annotation, molecular function: protein heterodimerization activity; DNA binding; structural constituent of chromatin.
AUGCCGGAGGGGACUUCAAAGGGCACUACUGCUUCAAAAAAAGGCUUUAAGAAUAAAGCCAUGGUUAAAACUCAGGAGAAAGAAAGGAAGAAGCGCAAAAGAUGCCGGAAAGAGAGCUACUCUAUUUACAUCUACAAGGUGUUGAAGCAGGUCUACCCUGACACUGGUAUUUCUUCGCAAGCCAUGAGUAUCGUAAACUCUUUCGUUAACGACAUCUUCGAGCGCAUCGCGGGCGAGGCGUCGCGCCUGGCGCGUUACAACAAGCGCUUGACCAUCACGUCCAGAGAGAUCCAGACGGCCGUGCGCCUGCUGCUGCCCGGGGAGCUGGCCAAGCACGCCGUGUCCGAGGGCACCAAGGCCGUCACCAAGUAUACCAGCUCCAAGUAA